GCGGGGUCCGGGAGGCGCGCGCUGAAGAGGACUAAGCGGCUGCCGCUGCUGCUGCUGCUGCAGAAAGCGAGCGAGCCGAGCCCGGGACGGACGGACCGGCGGCGGGACCGGCGUACGGACAGACGGGCGGGCGGACGCACGCAGCAUCCCCCGAAUAGCAGACACCACUCCAAGCCCCUGAGCCCCGAGCUGCGGAGUGCUUUGAUUUGCACCGAGUGGCAGUCCGUGCGUGCCCAGCGCUCCGACCGGCACGAUGGGGAAACAGAACAGUAAGCUGGCCCCGGAGGUGAUGGAGGACCUGGUGAAGAGCACGGAGUUCAACGAGCACGAGCUUAAGCAGUGGUACAAAGGCUUCCUCAAGGACUGCCCCAGCGGCCGCCUCAACCUGGAGGAAUUCCAACAGCUCUACGUGAAGUUUUUCCCCUAUGGAGAUGCUUCCAAAUUUGCCCAGCACGCCUUCCGAACCUUUGACAAGAAUGGCGAUGGCACCAUCGACUUCCGAGAGUUCAUUUGUGCACUCUCCAUCACCUCCAGGGGCAGCUUCGAGCAGAAGCUGAACUGGGCUUUCAACAUGUAUGACCUGGAUGGUGAUGGCAAGAUCACCAGGGUGGAGAUGUUGGAGAUCAUAGAGGCAAUCUACAAGAUGGUGGGCACCGUCAUCAUGAUGAAGAUGAACGAGGACGGGCUGACGCCGGAGCAGCGAGUGGACAAGAUCUUCAGCAAGAUGGAUAAGAACAAAGAUGACCAGAUCACGCUGGAUGAGUUCAAAGAGGCAGCUAAGAGUGACCCUUCCAUCGUGUUACUGCUGCAGUGUGACAUUCAGAAAUGAGCCGGGCGGCCAGGGACUUGCCCAAUUCAGUCUGCAGCUACACACAGACACAGACACAGACACACACAUGCAAACAGACACACACAUGCAAACACACACACAUGCACACUGUACACACACGCACACACGCACACACAUACAACAUUGCUUGGAUUACCUGUAUCAAUGGAUUUGCUUUCUGUGUUUGAAACACUCAUGUGCAUGAAAAUUUUAUUUGCUAAAGAAUUUUAAAAGUCUCUAUAUUAUAAAAAGAAAAAAAAAGAAGACCCAAACCACAACCAUGUGAUGUGUCCAAUGUCAUUCCAUGCCCCUCCCUCCCUGCCUCCUCCUGAGCCCAGGCUGUGGUGCAGGGCAGCCCCCACUCGUGUCCUCCCCCUGACCCUCAUGCUCAUUCAUACGUGUCCCCUUGACUCAGUAAUGAAUCCCCCGAUUAUGUAACUAACUGUUCAAUCGGAGCUGUGUUGCCGUCCCCGCUGCCAAUCGCUGCCGGACAGACAGACGUCGGUCCGUCCCAAGCUUCCUCCACCCUCUCGCUCCCUGGGGGGAGCUCGGUCCCCCCUCCAGAGCUUGUGCUAUCAGUGAAUGUCGAUGUGUCUCAUCUGCAUGCGCCUCUUAGCCAGGUCUGCCUCUGAUCUGGUCUCAUUGCAUCUUUUCCAUCUGGAAGACCUAUGUACGAGGAAUGCAGUAUCACAUGUAAUGAAACCCCUGCUCAAAUGCUCCUUUAAUUAAGACAUCUAUCUGUCUAUCUAUCUAUCUAUACACACACAGAAGUCUAAUUAUUUAUUGGAAGUAAAAAAAAGUUAUUGGAAGUGUAUGGAUUUCUGUCUGGAUUUUCAGAAGCUUCCAAAGAGGUUGCAAUAUAUGUCCCAAAUAAAUUUAUAAUAUUUGA
Dromiciops gliroides (monito del monte) is the source of this 1718-nucleotide messenger RNA. RefSeq names its product visinin like 1 (gene VSNL1). Lineage: Eukaryota; Metazoa; Chordata; Mammalia; Microbiotheria; Microbiotheriidae. The transcript is spliced from 4 exons. The record is from RefSeq and is a predicted model, not a curated record. The coding region runs from base 254 to 829 and encodes 191 amino acids. Gene Ontology annotation, molecular function: calcium ion binding.